AUGGAACCAGCUCAGUUGAUUUCUGAACAAUGGGGUUCUCUUAGUGGUUUGUACACAGCUGAGGAAGCUGACUUUAUGGCUCAGUUGCUUUGUGGUAACUAUUCUGUCACAGAGAAGCACUGCGCAAAUACCAGUUUUGGCAUGCCAUAUGCCUUUGUGCCCGGCCAUGAAUCAACAAUAGUGACCAUGACAGGCACCAAUAGCAAUUCAUAUUUUCCUUCAAAUGUUGCAAAUACUAAUUUUUCCUGUUUCUCCCAAGGGAAUAGCUCCAGCAUUGAUGGUGGUAAUUUCUUUUCCACUACAAGUAGUGGAACCUACUCCUGUGAUCCGGCAACAAACUUUGACUCCGAGUCCAUGGUGUUUUGCUUUGGAGAUGUCAAAUUUAGUUCAGAUAGUUUUCAACGGAAUGACAACUUAAACCAACAUAUCAAUGAAAGCAUUGAUGAAGAGGAGUAUAAAAUGAUUGUUUCUGAACAUGCAGAAGAGGGUAUAAGCAGAAACUUGGAGAACCCUGCAAAAAGAUUUAGGAGCUCAAUAGAGUUCUCAAAAAACAUGAGGAAUGUACAAUCGAGGAAGAAUCCAAACUCUGCUUCUAUGAGCAACAAUGAAGAUGAUAAAAGCGCUGGCCUCCAAAUGCAUGGUUCCAGCAGCAUCUUUUCAGAGGGUGAGACUAAUGAUUCUAUGGAGCUAAAUGGAAGGGCAUCUUCAAGUCUGAGCCCAAAAGAUCCUGCAAAACCAAGAGCUACCAGCAUUCCUGCCACUGAUCCACAGAGCCUUUAUGCAAGAAAGAGAAGACAAAGAAUAAAUGAAAGGUUGAGAAUACUGCAAAACCUUGUCCCCAACGGCACUAAGGUGGAUAUCAGCACCAUGCUUGAGGAAGCUGUACAAUACGUGAAGUUUUUACAGCUCCAAAUUAAGCUUCUGAGCUCUGACGAUCUCUGGAUGUAUGCUCCCAUUGCUUACAAUGGAAUAAACAUUGGACUAGACCUCAGUAUUUUUCCAACCAAAGGAGGAUGA
Gastrolobium bilobum is the source of this 1017-nucleotide messenger RNA. Its product is annotated as transcription factor RSL2-like. Gene Ontology annotation, molecular function: protein dimerization activity; RNA polymerase II cis-regulatory region sequence-specific DNA binding; DNA-binding transcription factor activity, RNA polymerase II-specific. Gene Ontology annotation, biological process: regulation of transcription by RNA polymerase II. Gene Ontology annotation, cellular component: nucleus. The record is from RefSeq and is a predicted model, not a curated record. The transcript is spliced from 6 exons. The coding region runs from base 1 to 1017 and encodes 338 amino acids. NCBI's taxonomy places the organism in Eukaryota, Viridiplantae, Streptophyta, Magnoliopsida, Fabales, Fabaceae.